This is a messenger RNA of Penicillium lagena, 210 nucleotides long. RefSeq lists its product as uncharacterized. NCBI's taxonomy places the organism in Eukaryota, Fungi, Ascomycota, Eurotiomycetes, Eurotiales, Aspergillaceae. The record is from RefSeq and is a predicted model, not a curated record. The coding region runs from base 1 to 210 and encodes 69 amino acids. The transcript has a single exon.
AUGCAACCGGCCAGCGCGCAGAAGAGCGGGCAAGACACAGGCCACGGGACCCCUGAUUUAACCGAAGUUCCCCAGAUUCUGGGGAUCGGCCGCCAAUCGGUCCAUUUGUGCUCGAGUCUGUCCUCGGUUAAUUCAGAAUCGGUAAGUGGGGAGAGGCGAAUCUUGCAGUGCCUGCAGGCCGUGCAGGGAUUGCUUGAGGCGAAUCAUUGA